Messenger RNA from Actinia tenebrosa (Australian red waratah sea anemone), 1838 nucleotides. RefSeq lists its product as uncharacterized. Lineage: Eukaryota; Metazoa; Cnidaria; Anthozoa; Actiniaria; Actiniidae. Gene Ontology annotation, molecular function: ubiquitin-protein transferase activity. The record is from RefSeq and is a predicted model, not a curated record.
ACUUUUAUUUAAACUUCAUAAAUAUUUUUAAACUCAAAAUCAUUUAGUUAGAUUUGAAUUUCGUAUUUAAACUUUACAUUUUUAUUUAAUAUUCCUGGGACGGGCUCGGCCAAAUCAGGGUUUGGGCAAACUGGGAACUAGAAAAAUUUCCCGCGCUCUACAACCGCGCUACAUACCAUCUUUACUUGAACUGAGUUGUGAAAUUUCUUGGAAGCGUUUUUGUAUAAAGAAAGAUGGAAAAUAAAGUCMAUCGUGUGGCUAAAAUGCUGGAAGAGGCAUCUUCAAUCUUAAAAUCAGAGGCUAGUGGAAAUGGAGGAAACCAACAGCACCAGAGUAGCCAAAGUAAUAUGUUAAAGGAAGGUUCCUCGUCAGGUCUUUUCAGACGUCUUAAUCGUAAUGAAAGAUUGAGGGCUGCAAAUCCUUAUCAGCUCCCAAGWACAUCUCGUAGUAGACCAUCAAAGCCAGUAAAAGUUAAGACGAAAAAGCCACUGGAGUUCGCUUUGUUAAAGUGCUUUGAAGAAGAUGAUGAAGAACCKUACAAUUUAAAAUGGGAUUCGGUCGUGGCCGAGGGAAUAUUGUUGGUUGGCGAAGAAGAUGAUGAAGAUACUAUCAGGUUAGCCAUCACACAAUCGCUGAGCAGUAAACUACCUUUACUUGGGAAAGACGACUUUGAAUUUGCCAAGGUUAGAUACAAACAAAUUAAAUGCCUUGAACUUAGCCCUGGAACUGAGUAUAAUUAUCCUGUGGUCAAGAAGCUGGCAGGGCAGGGCCUGCUUUACUUAAAAGUAAAGCAAGGAUUUAAUUUUGUCUAUGAGGAAAAGAGUGGUGGUAGACCAGAUAUAGAGAUUUCAGAUGAUGAUAAAGACGAUGAGACUUUCAGUAAGCCAACCUUUGGAGAGAAAAAAGAAUCUGAAAUGACACAGAAUUCCCAAGCGAAGCAAGAAACAGAGAAAGAAAGCACCCAACAUGCGACCAUCACAAUGCCUGCAACUCCUGCAACUCUGUGUCCUAACUUUAGUGGGAUUGAUAUUGAUGUUUUGGUCAAGGAAAUCCAAAAGCAAUCUCUUCUUGACCCAGUGGAAAUCUUAAGAUUUCUCCAGAAAGAAAUGGUUAAGGGAAGAGCCUUGGAGAUAAGUGACAGUAGCGAGACUCUAGAKGGAGAGACAAACCACAUUUGUGUUGAUCGUCAUAACCUGAUCACUUCAACAUUCUCAGAACUGGAGUCCAUUGAGGACUAUAAUAUUACUUUCGAAGUUGAUUUUAUUGGCGAAAUAGCGCAAGRCCAUGGUGGUCCGAGGAAAGAGUGGAUCAGGCUUAUCAAUGCAUCAAUAAAGGAAAAGUAUUUUGACAGUGGCAUCAAGCAAUUCCUAUCAGAGGAGUACUAUUUCGUCGGCAUAAUGGUUGGCAUAGCCCUCAUGCAAAAUGGCCAGCUGCCAAGCUACUUGCCAUCGGAAAUCACAAACACUUUAACGGAUAUAAACAGUCCAAAUGAGUGCAUUGCCAAUCUAAAGYGAGGGUUGGACAAGUUUGGACUAAGGCAAAUUUGUCAAAGACUUCCAGUGCUUCUCCAUCUUUUAAGGCCAAGUAAUACUACUAUGACAGCCAAGAAGCUCAUUCAUAUGUUAAAGCCUCAGUUUUCUGAAGAGGGAUCUUCUUCCUUUUUGAAAGAAAAGGAGUUAUAUUCCCUAUUGAUCAAGUACAUAAGACAAKUAGCCAGUGGAAGAAGGGAACCCAUUACCUUAAGUUCAAUGCUCGUUUUCGUGACAGGAGCUGCAGAAGAACCUGUACUUGGUUUUGUCAUCCAACCAAGCAUCACCUUUAAGCAAUGUGAUGAUGAU